AAUAAUGUUUUUCAUCAAGUGUUUGAACCAGGGGUCCCCAAACUAUGGAUCCGGCCCACCAGCAUCCAAAAUCCGGCCCGUGAACUACGCCUACCAGUGAAGAUGCCUGACUUUUGUGCAGCCUACGGAUGCUCUAAUCGCCGUAGUCUCAAAACGAGAACCCGUGGGAUCACCUUUCACCGGUUUCCCAAAACCGGAGAGAGGAAGAGGCAGUGGGAACUUGCCCUAAGAAGGGAUGGUUUUGUUGCCUCUGGCAGGACAGUGCUCUGCAGUGAGCACUUUAGGAGUGAGGAUUUUGACAGGACGGGGCAGACUGUCCGGCUUAAAGAUGGUGUUGUGCCAACAAUUUUCAACUUUCCAGCUCAUCUUCAAAGGCCGAUAGCAACAAGAAGCACAACCACUGCUAGAAGAGCGGAAGACAACCUGCCAAUGGACUUGUCUCAGGAUGAACCUCAGCCUGAUGUUCAACAGGGAGCCACUGGAGAGAGGCGAAAGAGCCGCAAGCGGAUGUGUUUUUGCUCGGGGAGCACAUCGGCGACACACAGUAUGGCAUUGACAGUCACCACCAUACGCUGGUAACAUUAGUUGUGUCCCUGUUUUUCAAGCUAAGGCUGCACCACAUUGCAAAAAUCAAUACUCUGAGCUUACAGAGUGGCAACAUGAGACAGAAGCUCACCAAAGCAGUCCUUUUCAAAGGGCAUUAGCUCCAACUGUGUGUGCACCGUGUGUCUUAUUGGUUUUGUGUUGUACUGUAUUGUAUUGUGUGCAGCUGGUCCUUGUCUCCAAGACAAAAUAAAAUAACCUUGAACCUUGAAGCCCCAUCUCUCCCCACCUGCCCCUGCUUCCUACAUCCCCUCCACACCAC
Molecule: messenger RNA, 865 nt
Organism: Entelurus aequoreus (snake pipefish)
Lineage: Eukaryota; Metazoa; Chordata; Actinopteri; Syngnathiformes; Syngnathidae
Product: THAP domain-containing protein 6-like
Exons: 5
Coding region: 103-579 (158 amino acids)
Source: RefSeq, a predicted model, not a curated record